AUGGAUGAAUCAAUCAGUAACAACUACAAGGAAAGCCUCCUGCAAGAUCAAUCCUCUUCAAGAACCAAAAGGAAACUACGUUUGAUAAUCUGUCUGGUAACUCUCUUCACUCUCAUAAUUGCUGCUAUCAUCUCUGCUUCAGUAAUACUUAAACAAGAAACAGAGUCCAAAUCACUGUUCUUUAACCCAACAAAUGCUAUUACAGCAGUAUGUGAGCUCAUCAGCGAAGAUCCGGACUCGUGCUUUGACUCUAUUGCUUCACUUUAUGAUGCCCAAAUCCCAUUAUUAUCAUCUUGGUCAAAUGGAGAUUCUAGAAUUAACCCAUCUCGGAUCUUUAUUCUUUCGCUUUAUGCAUCAAGAAUUGUGCUUGUGAAUGUCGUUUCCUCAAUUGAAAAGACAAUUUCAGUCAACCCCAAGACUGUUGGGGUGUUGAGAAAUUGCCAAGGAAUGAUCAGAUUCUCUCUAAAGCAACUCAAUGAAUCAGUAGUGAGUUUGGGCGUUGACCCAGAUGAGAAAAUCCUGACAAUUAACAAAGUUGUUUGGGAUUUGCAACGGUGGAUUGGGGAGGCACAGGGUCAAGUACAGAGGUGUGUUGAUUUAUUGGAGGACAUUCCGUCGACGGUUGCGGUGAAUAUUAAUGCAGCCCAGCAAAACAUGAGGAACAGUAGAGGAAUAUUGCGAAAAGUGGAUGACAUUUUCGACCUGUUUUAUCCAAGAAUAGGAACAGCAUUAGGUUCUUUAAUUUUGGAAUUUGAGUAUGGGCUAACUGUUUGGCUCUUUUGCUUUGAGUAUUUGCUCUUGGUUUUUCUUUUUUGCCUGGUUUUACGUAUAUAUUGA
Nicotiana tabacum (common tobacco) is the source of this 837-nucleotide messenger RNA. NCBI's taxonomy places the organism in Eukaryota, Viridiplantae, Streptophyta, Magnoliopsida, Solanales, Solanaceae. The record is from RefSeq and is a predicted model, not a curated record.